AUGGAGCCGCCGUGGCAGUACCAGUUCCGGGUGAUCAUGCUGGGGGACUCCACGGUGGGGAAAUCCUCCCUCCUCCGGCGCUACACCGAGGGCACCUUCCUGGACGCCGUCAACCAGACGGUGGGGGUGGAUUUCUACGUCCAGUUCGUGGAGCUGGAGCCGGGGCUGAGGGUGAAGCUGCAGUUCUGGGACACGGCCGGGCAGGAGAGGUUCAGGUCCGUGACUCGCUCCUACUACCGCAACUCCGCCGGGGGGAUGCUGCUCUUCGACCUCACCAACCGCGCGUCCUUCGAGAGCGUGCGGCGCUGGCACCGCGAGGUGACCGACACGGUGCAGCCCUCCCGCCUCGUCUUCCUGCUGGUGGGGCACAAGAGCGACCUGGCGGGGCAGCGCCGCGUGGGCCGCAGGGAGGCCGAGAGGCUGGCGGCCUCGCUGGGCGCCCAGUACGUGGAGACCUCGGCCAAGGACGCCUCCAACGUGGCCCUGGCCUUCCAGAUGCUGACGGUGGCCAUCUACCAGGCGCUGCAGACGGGCAGGUUGGCGGCCACCGGGGCGUGGGACGGGGUGAAGAGCAGCGUCCCCCUGCCCGCGCCGCCCAAAGCUCGGCUGUCGGAGAAGGAGGAGAAGAGGAAGAGGUGCUCGUGCUAG
Molecule: messenger RNA, 648 nt
Organism: Chiroxiphia lanceolata (lance-tailed manakin)
Lineage: Eukaryota; Metazoa; Chordata; Aves; Passeriformes; Pipridae
Product: ras-related protein Rab-39B-like
Exons: 2
Coding region: 1-648 (215 amino acids)
Molecular function (GO): GTP binding; GTPase activity
Source: RefSeq, a predicted model, not a curated record